This is a messenger RNA of Paramecium primaurelia, 1932 nucleotides long. NCBI's taxonomy places the organism in Eukaryota, Ciliophora, Oligohymenophorea, Peniculida, Parameciidae. The record is from the annotation of a GenBank genome assembly.
AUGAGAGAGAAUAUUAAAAUGUAAUUAUAAUUAGAAAUUGAUUAAAAAAAUUAACCUAAUUAAUAAGUUGAUGAUGCUGCUUCUUAGGUAUCAUCUUUAAUAGGUUUAAAGAAAUCUUUAUUCUAUAAAAAGUAUGAAUUAAUAAAUGGAAUAAUUGAUAACACAUAUAAACCUAUCUCUUAUAAAUUAUGUCAUAUUUUAUUCUUUAUUUAAUUGAUUUUAAUUUCAACUUAUAGUAUAAUUAUUUUAUAGAAUUUGAACACUGAUUUUAAUAGAUUCAUUUAAGAAGUUGAUAUGCUUUUGUUUAGUUAUAGUUUUAUGACUCCUUUUGAUAUAUUUUUAGCUUUAAGAUUUUCCACUGUUUACUAUUAAGUAUAAGUUCCAUCUAGAAUGACUGCAGCUGAAAAUACUGUAUUAUCUGCUUGGUUAUCAAAUCAUUUGGGAGAAGGAUAUGAUGAUAUGAAGAAUAAUUUUUUAGAAUAAUUUUCUAAUCCAUAAAUAUUAGAUUUUUUUACUGAUUAAGAUUUUGAUGUUUAAUUUAUGAAAGAAAAUUCAACUUCAAUGGAAGUAAAGACACUUUCAUUCAGAGAAACUUUAAAUGUUUUAUUGUAAUAUUAAUAUCAAUUUAAAAUUGCAUAUUUAAAAAAGACAUCUUUAACAAAUUAACCAUUUUCUACAUAUCCAUAUUUUAAUUAUUUAGAUUUACAUGAUAAAUUUGAUAAUAUGACUAAUGAUAUUUUAGAUUAUACUAAAGAACGAAAAUAAAUUGUUUAAGAUAAUUGGUAAUCUAUAUGGAUUCCAUUUUUAGUAUUGGAUGCAUUAUUUAUGAUAGCUACAUAUUAUUAUUAUAAAUAAUAUCUAUCAAUUUAUGAAAGUUUUUUAAAUCUAUUUAAAUUUACUGAUGAAAUUUGGUUAAAUAGAGAUAUGGAAAGGUAUAAAAUAUUAAUUAAUAUUUUAACCAAAAAUUCAGAUGUUAUAUUCAAAUAUCAAUUUGAUUUAGAACAAAAGGAGAAAUUUAUGAUGGCUGAAAAAUACAAAAAAGAAUCUAAAAUAAUACAUGAUUUAAAAAAGAAAAAAAAUUAUUAAAAUUAUGAUAAACUUUCAACAAUUUAUGGACUUGUUGGAAUAUCAUUUGUAUUUUCAGUAUUCUUUAUACCUGCAUUAUUAAUUUAAUUAUAAACUAAUAGUUAUUUAUCAAAGUAUGUGAAUACAGCAGAUUUUUAUAAAUUUACAGGAGAUCUUUGUUUUUAAUUACCAGGCAUGUUUUCAUAAAGACAAUUCUUAUAUUGGUGGUCAUUAUAUAAUUUAGAUAUUAAUGAUAAACCAAGAAUGAUAACUAGAUUAUUUAAUGGUAUUGAUAAUUUAAAAUAAUUUGAUGAACAUGUACAAAAAUUUAAUUAGGAAGAGUAUUUAACUACCUAAAGUUUCAUUGAUAAAUUAAAUUUGCUUGUAAAGAGUCCAGUGUGUAAAUUUUUUACUGGUGAUUAAUAUAAUGAUUAUGCUUUUUAUUGUUCUAGAUCUUUUGAUGGAGCUUUAGAUAUGGGUCUGAGUUAAGCAUUGAUGUAUGCAGCAAAUUAAUAUAAAGUAACAUUUGAUUUGAAUAACUUUACUUCGAUUGUACAAUAUUUUAAAUAUGAAGCUGAAGGUAUGUAUAUUAUGGUUAAAGGUAUGAUUGAAUUAGUAUCUUCUUUAAAGGAGGCUCUACUUUAAGCUACUAAUUCUCAUAUGGAUUAAAUUAUUGGUUUAAGUAUUUUUCUGUUGAUUUUUCAAUUCUUCCUAUUUUUCCUUUAGUAUUUUAUACUACAUAAAUAUUAUACAGAGGAAUAUAAUUUGGUGAAAAGGUAUAUGUUAUUAUUACCAUCUUCAACAUUAUUAUUGGAUGAUAAUUUUGAAAGAAACAUUAGAAUAUUCUAUGCUUAAUAUUAAAAUUGA